This is a messenger RNA of Theobroma umbraticum, 1263 nucleotides long. Its product is annotated as Polyketide synthase, enoylreductase family protein. Gene Ontology annotation, biological process: fatty acid metabolic process. Lineage: Eukaryota; Viridiplantae; Streptophyta; Magnoliopsida; Malvales; Malvaceae. Gene Ontology annotation, molecular function: oxidoreductase activity. The record is from RefSeq and is a predicted model, not a curated record. Gene Ontology annotation, cellular component: mitochondrion.
UUGUCCAGGCAAAUUUCAGCUCUCUUUAGCUCAAAAAUGGCGGUGGCGAGAACGGUAGUGGUAAAAGCAGUGAACGCCGGUUUAUGGAGUCUGCAACGGAGUCGUUCCAGGAGUUUGCAACAGGCCCAAACUGUAAGGGCUUUAUCGGCGAUCAUGUCUCCGCCUUCCAAAGCAGUCGUGUACGAGCACCACGGUCCACCCGACUCCGUUACCAGACUGAUAGAGCUAUCCCCAGUAGAAGUGAAGGAGAAUCAAGUUUGCGUUAAAAUGUUAGCUUCUCCUAUCAAUCCCUCUGAUAUUAACCGUAUUGAAGGCGUAUACCCUGUGAGGCCACAAGUGCCAGCAGUUGGGGGCUAUGAGGGUGUUGGAGAAGUAUAUUCUGUUGGGUCUGCGGUUACGGGUCUCUCGGCUGGUGAUUUGGUCAUUCCCUCCCCUCCCUCCUCAGGAACAUGGCAAACUUAUGUUGUGAAGGACCAGGAUAUGUGGCAUAAAAUCAGUAAAGAUUCACCAAUCGAGUAUGCUGCAACAGUUACUGUUAAUCCUUUGACUGCUUUAAGAAUGCUCGAAGACUUCGUAACUUUAAACUCAGGAGAUUCCAUUGUCCAAAAUGGGGCUACAAGCAUCGUGGGACAAUGUGUAAUCCAGCUUGCAAGAUUUCGUGGCAUCCAUAGCAUUAACAUUAUCCGGGACAGGGCUGGGUCGGAUGAAGUAAAAGAAAGAUUAAAGGCUCUCGGUGCUGAUGAAGUGUUUACUGAGAGCCAACUAGAAGUGAAGAAUGUCAAGGGCCUUCUGUCAAAUAUACCUGAACCUACUCUGGGAUUCAACUGCAUUGGGGGAAACGCUGCUUCUUUGGUUCUCAAGUUCUUAAGGCAGGGAGGAACCAUGGUAACAUAUGGUGGAAUGUCCAAGAAGCCUAUCACUGUAUCAACUUCAUUGUUCAUAUUCAAGGACCUUUCCUUGAGAGGAUUCUGGCUACAGAAAUGGUUAAGUGCAGAUAAAGCGAAAGAAUGCAGAGAUAUGGUAGAUUACCUUCUGUGCCUGGCACAAGAGGGGAAGUUGAAAUACGAGAUGGAGUUGGUUCCAUUUGACAAUUUUCGCACUGCAUUGGACAAGGCGCUUGGGAAACUCGGGAGUCAGCCAAAACAAGUGAUCAAAUUCUAAUUUCGCGUCAUCCUUCAUCAAUUUUGAAUGUCGUACUAUAUUAAUGGAGGUCAUCUCAUACUCUUGGAUUUUCAUGCCUCAUGAUUUAGAUAUUUCUUUGAA